Drosophila kikkawai is the source of this 351-nucleotide messenger RNA. RefSeq lists its product as uncharacterized. The record is from RefSeq and is a predicted model, not a curated record. NCBI's taxonomy places the organism in Eukaryota, Metazoa, Arthropoda, Insecta, Diptera, Drosophilidae. Gene Ontology annotation, molecular function: protein binding.
AUGGGCAAUGUCCAGCCGCGACCCGUAGAACCCGUAAAUCGAAGAAGUAGCAUCCUGUGGAACUUCCGGUACCCGAGCACAGUGCGUCGGCGGGAAGACUUGGCCGUGAUGGUGCACAACUCGCGAAUGAGCAUAGUCGAGUGGCUGGAUCUCCUGAAUCUGCAGCAAUAUGAAGGCAACCUUCAGGAGUUCAGCAUCGUAGACGAUGUGGUGGAAAUAACGGAUAAGGAGCUCAAGAAAUGCGGUGUGCGCGGCUCUCAUCGCCAGAAAAUGGCCAAUAGUCUGCUAGGGGUGCGGGCCAAGCGGCGUCAAUCUAUGAACCUGGAAGGCAAGUCCAAAUCUAAGAUAUAG